Messenger RNA from Aspergillus niger, 822 nucleotides. RefSeq lists its product as uncharacterized. The record is from RefSeq and is a predicted model, not a curated record. The transcript has 2 exons. Bases 1 to 822 code for a protein of 273 amino acids. Lineage: Eukaryota; Fungi; Ascomycota; Eurotiomycetes; Eurotiales; Aspergillaceae.
AUGUCGAACAUUUCCAUUAAUUCACCCGACCCGACCCCAUACAGCUCUCCCAAAAGAAAACAAACAACAGCCAACGCAGCAAAAACAUUCCCUCUCUUCUCCUUCCUCCCCGCCGAACUCCGACACCAGAUCUGGCAAUUCGCCCUUCCAGAACCCUCCCACCCUCCCUCCGCCUUACUCCCCCAUAGAAAAGGCUGCUGGGUCGCCAAACCCAUCCCCUACACCGGGGAAUUGGGACAAGUCAACGACCCCAAUGGCAACUACGAAAUAAUAUUCGACAUGGGUCUACUGGACCGUGUACAGAUCCAUACUCCCCUACUACACGUGAACAGCGAAUCCCGAGCCAUUGCGCAGAAAUGGGCGUCAAAUGUGACUGCUCCACGAAGAAACUGCCUCAGUGAAAAGCAGAUCCAAGAUCAGAUGUACAAUGAUGAUGAUAGUAGCGAAGAUAUACCCCCCUUCUCCCGCCAAUUCGACAUAGACUGCGACCUUCUCUACCUCGUCCCGAACAACAUCGUGGAUUUGAUCCUCGGGGCAGGGGACCGUCUCGAGCAGCCCGAUAUGAAUGGCAAGGCGGCGAGAGUGGUAUUUUCGUUGCCGUUGGCGGUGGUGAGUGAGGAGGUUAUCUGGUUGAAGGAUGAGACGCUUCUGGAGGAAAUCAUGGACUUAUUUUCGAUCUUGGGACUGAUUCAUCUUGUUGUGGGGGAGCAGCCGAAGUGGAUGGAGGGUGGAGUGCAGAAGUGGUGGGAUUUGGAGUGGGUGUCCAAGAGGGCGUUUGUUUGGCAGUGGAUGGAGAAACCCACUGUAUACUGUGCUCCAUGA